UGUUCCCAGGGGGCCGCAGCGCCGGGGGCGCGGUGCGGUGCCCGGCGGAGCGGGCAGGGCAGCGGCACGGCCCCGAGGUGCCAGCCCGGCUGCCUGCGCCCAGCGCCUUCUCGCAGCUCCGGCUCCAGCCCCGCUCCGCCCGGCGCCUCCGCCUCCUCCUCCCCUCCCCUGCAGAGCACGCACAGCCCGGGACUCGCUCCGCCGGCUGCCAGGCGGGCGGGCCAGACCCCGCUGCCCGCCCAGCCCCGCUCCGCUCCUCCGGCCCGGGGGCGCUCGGCGCCCUCCCUGCCCCCUCCGGGGCGCUUCCUCCCCCCCCAGCCGCACUUUUCCCACCCUCCCGAGGAUGAGGCCGCCGCGGCGGCUGGCGUUGCCGCUGCUGGGGCUGCUGUGGCUCGCCGCCCUCCUCCUCUUCUUCUUCUUCGGGGCUCGGAGGAAGUUGGAGGCGGUGGGGACCGAGGUGCGCCCGUCGGAGGGCUUGGAGCCGGCCUGGGAGGAGCUGUGGGACGAGUUUGAGGAGCGGCGGUACCUGAGCGCCCGGCGCUGGAGGGGCGGCGAGGACCCGUACCGGCUGCACGCCUUCAACCAGCGGGAGAGCGAGCGGACCCCCAGCGACCGCGCCCUGCGCGACACUCGACACCGCAGGUGCACGACUCUGCGCUAUCGCCAGGACCUUCCACCAACCAGCGUCAUCAUCACCUUCCACAACGAGGCCAGGUCCACCUUGCUCAGGACCAUUAGGAGCGUGCUGAACCGCACCCCAGUGCACCUGGUCCGUGAAAUCCUGCUGGUGGAUGACUUCAGUGACGACCCCGAUGACUGCCGCUUGCUGGGCAAGCUCCCCAAGGUGAAGUGCCUGCGGAACGGACGGCGAGAAGGGCUGAUCCGGUCCCGCAUCCGAGGGGCGGACGUGGCGCAAGCAGGAGUCCUGACCUUCCUGGACAGUCACUGCGAGGUGAACAAAGACUGGCUGCUGCCUCUGCUGCAGAGGAUCCAGGAGGAUCCCACCCGAGUGGUCAGCCCCAUUAUUGACAUCAUCAACCUGGACACUUUUGCCUACGUGGCAGCUUCAUCAGACCUCAGAGGGGGUUUUGACUGGAGCCUGCAUUUCAAGUGGGAACAGCUCUCCCCAGAGCAGAAAGUCAAACGACUGGAUCCCACCGAGCCCAUUAAGACUCCCAUCAUUGCUGGGGGGCUCUUUGUGAUGGACAAGGCCUGGUUCAACCACCUGGGGAAGUACGACAGUGCCAUGGACAUCUGGGGUGGGGAGAACUUUGAGAUCUCUUUCCGUGUGUGGAUGUGUGGAGGCAGCCUGGAGAUCGUCCCCUGCAGCCGCGUGGGCCACGUCUUCAGGAAGAAGCAUCCCUACGGCUUCCCAGAGGGCAAUGCCAACACCUACAUCAAGAACACCAAGCGCACGGCAGAGGUCUGGAUGGAUGAGUUCAAGCAGUACUACUACGCAGCUCGGCCAGCAGCCCAAGGGAGGCCUUGUGGCAACAUCCAGAGCAGAGUGGAGCUGCGGAAGAGGUUGAAGUGCCACAGCUUCAAGUGGUACCUGGAGAACGUCUACCCCGAGCUUCGGAUUCCUGAGGAAUCUCUCUACCAGACUGGGAUUAUCAGGCAGAGGCAGAGCUGCCUGGAGUCACACAGAUCUGAAGGCCAAGAGUUCCCCAUCCUGAGCUUAAGUCCUUGCAUCAGCAGCAAAGGCACAGCAGCAACAGCACAGGAGUGGACAUACACGUACAACCACCAGGUCCGGCAGCAGCAGCUGUGCUUGUCUGUGCACACCCUGUUCCCCGGCUCCCAGGUGCUGCUGGCACCUUGCAAAGAAGCUGACAGCAAGCAGCGCUGGGGCAAGGCUGGGUCACGCAUUGAGCACGUAGCUUCCCGCUUCUGUUUGGACACUGAGACAGCUGGGGACACGAACGAGAGUGCUAAAGAGCUUGUCAUCAACCCCUGUGAGAGCACAGCCCUGAGCCAGCGCUGGGACAUGCUGAUGUCAUGACUCCUGCAGGACUUCCCCGGUGGAGGACGGCACUGAGGUGCUGCUGCCUGCAGCCCAGAUGCACCAGAGGGAGCUCCACACCACUGGGAGCUUUGUGUACUGUGGGACAGGAGGGGAGCCCUUGGAAUAACACCCAGGACCUGGUGCUCCAGGCUGAGCAAUGGAUGUUGC
This is a messenger RNA of Dryobates pubescens (Downy woodpecker), 2173 nucleotides long. It is a transcript of the gene GALNT14, whose product is annotated as polypeptide N-acetylgalactosaminyltransferase 14. Gene Ontology annotation, cellular component: Golgi apparatus. The transcript has 15 exons. The coding region runs from base 344 to 2002 and encodes 552 amino acids. NCBI's taxonomy places the organism in Eukaryota, Metazoa, Chordata, Aves, Piciformes, Picidae. The record is from RefSeq and is a predicted model, not a curated record.